Melanotaenia boesemani (Boeseman's rainbowfish) is the source of this 6703-nucleotide messenger RNA. RefSeq names its product anoctamin 8b (gene ano8b). The record is from RefSeq and is a predicted model, not a curated record. The transcript has 20 exons. Gene Ontology annotation, cellular component: plasma membrane. Bases 232 to 3831 code for a protein of 1199 amino acids. Gene Ontology annotation, molecular function: chloride channel activity. Gene Ontology annotation, biological process: chloride transmembrane transport. NCBI's taxonomy places the organism in Eukaryota, Metazoa, Chordata, Actinopteri, Atheriniformes, Melanotaeniidae.
UCGGAUGAGUGCUCUCCAUCAACCGCGCAUCCUGCUCCAGAGAACCAUCAGGAUGAUCUGCCGCUACGCCUACAACCUUCACUUCUCUUUCAUACCCAUUUAACCUUUCUUUCGGACCCUCGCCAGCCGCUCUGCUACACCCAUGCUUUGCCCUCCUCCUGAGAUGCGAUAUCAUUGCACAAUUUCCCGGAGAAUAUCUUCAUCGUGCGUAGCUCCUCGCUGAUAGAGAGCAUGACCGAUACGGGGACGGUAGCAGCAGGCGCCGUAGCCACGGCGGCGGCCGCCGGUGGUGCGACCACCUCCGGAGAUGGCUCUGAGAGCUCCCGGCAUCGACACCGACCACAGCAGGGAGACGCGGAGAGGCCGGACCCGGGCGCUGCCCCUCAACAAAGCUCCUCUGGAGUACUGGAUAAGUUAUUUGGAAAGCGACUGCUGCAGGCUGGGAGACACAUCAUGUCUCAUAAGUCCUGGAUGAAAACAGUACCCACAGAGAAUUGUGAUGUUCUCAUGACAUUUGCAGACACUACAGAUGACCACACAUUACUAUGGCUACUGAACCACAUCCGGCUGGGAAUCCCAGAGCUCAUCAUCCAAAUCCGACAUCAUAAGCACACCAGAGUCUACGCAUUUUUCAUCACUGCUACAUAUGAAAAUUUGCUGCGAGGUGCUGAGGAAAUGGGACUGCGGAAGGCGGUGAAACCGGAGUUUGGUGGUGGAACACGAAACUUCUCCUGUGAAGAAGACUACAUCUACGAGAACAUUGAGAGCGAGCUGUGCUUCUUCACUUCACAGGAGAGGCAGAGCAUCAUUAAAUAUUGGCUGGACAAUCUACGUGCCAAACAUGGGGAAGCUCUUCAUAAUAUUAGCUUCUUGGAGGGCCAGCCAAUCAUUCCAGAGUUGAGUGCGAGAGGUGUGAUCCACCAGGUAUUUCCUCUUCAUGAGCAGAGGAUCCUCAGUCAGUUGAUGAAGUCUUGGGUCCAGGCUGUUUGUGAGAAACAGCCUUUAGAUGAUAUCUGUGACUACUUUGGGGUGAAGAUUGCGAUGUAUUUUGCCUGGCUGGGUUUCUACACUACUUCUAUGUUAUAUCCUGCUGUGAUUGGCUUUGUGCUUUGGAUGCUCACCGAGUCCGAUCAGACAAGCCGUGACAUCUGCUGCGUGGUGUUUGCACUGUUCAAUGUGGUGUGGGCCACUCUGUUUCUGGAGCGAUGGAAGAGGAGGGGUGCAGAGCUGGCAUAUAAGUGGGGAACUCUGGACACGCCUGCUGAAUCCCUUGAGGAGCCACGGCCUCAGUUCCGGGGCAUCAAGCGCUACAGUCCUAUAACGGGGUGUGAGGAGUUCUACUAUCCUCCGUGGCGGAGGCGUGUAUUCAGGUGGCUGGUCAGCCUGCCCAUCUGUAUCCUCUGUCUCUGCUUCGUCUUCCUGGUCAUGCUCAUCUGCUUUGAGCUGCAGGAGUUUGUGAUGGGGAUCAAAGAAAUGCCUCGACUAGCUCGCUUCAUCCCCAAAAUUAUGCUAGCUAUCACUGUGAGUGCAUGUGACGAGGUGUACAGGAAAAUCGCCUGCUGGCUCAAUGACAUGGAAAACUAUAGACUCCAGAGUGCCUAUGAGAAAAAUCUCAUCAUCAAAAUGGUUCUUUUUCAGUUUGUAAAUUCUUAUCUCAGCCUUUUUUACAUUGGAUUCUACCUCAAAGACAUGGAGCGCCUGAAGGAGAUGCUGCUGGUGUUGUCUCUGUUACGGAGUCUGCAGCGGCAGGUCCAGGUCAAUUUGCUGCCUUUCCUCAUCUGCAAGAUCCAGAUGUUUGUGGUCUCUGUUCCCUGGUUCUUCAGGGCUUUACUCAGGUCAAAAAUGCUGGCCACUCUGCUCAUCAUUCGACAGUUCCUUCAAAAUGUGAAGGAGGUGCUGCAGCCUUAUCUGUAUGAGCGCCACAAGCUAGGGGAGCUUACACUGAGAGCUGUGUGGGACCUGCUGCUCUCAGUACUGCUAAAAUAUGCCCGGUUGGCAGCUGGAAAAGCCCAGGCCUCUUCUACUGACCAGACCAUGCCAGGACCUGGACUGAGGGGCACCAAGCCUGGACUGGGGCAGCCAGAACGAAGGGAAAAGAAGUGUUUAAACGGUGGAUGUGGAGUGCCUGAUGAAGAGGAGGGAGGUGAGAGGGACGAAGCUGACAGCGGGAGGUUCAGUGAAGGAGAGACGGAGGAGGAGAGUUUGAUUGACUGUGGUUUGAAGUUGAGGAAAGUCAGCUUCAUUGAGAAGGUGGACAGAAGGCCGCCCUGUAGUGGACCUCCCUUGGAAAACAGUUUCCUGGAAGAAGGGAGCCCCACUAUGGUUGAAAAAGGAAUGGACCCUGCCUCUGUGUUUGAAAUGUGUGAUGAUGACGACGAUAAUGGAAUUCAUGAUGUGAAAGACUCAGGAGGGGGUGGGAAUGAGGAAAGCAAUGCUGCCCAUGCUGUUGCUGCUGCUGCUUCUCCUGCCUCUGCUGCUGGCAGCAGUGCCUCACUGUCCUCUGGAUCUGAGAGCAGCACAUCACUGCGUCACAGGAAAAGAGGCCGGAGCGCAGAGAGGGCUGAGCCUAAAACCAAAAGGGAGUCAUGGAUGGAUCCACCUGAAGAGAGAGAGAGCACAACACUUACUCAGGCUGAGAUGGAGAGUUGCAUGCAGACAUAUGCUGACACCUUCCAAGACUAUCAAGAGAUGUUUGUCCAGUUCGGCUACGUGGUGCUCUUCUCUUCUGCCUUUCCUCUGGCUGCCAUGUGUGCUCUCAUAAACAACAUCAUUGAGAUUCGCAGUGAUGCCUUUAAGUUGUGCACUGGGCUGCAGAGGCCAUUUGGAGUCCGCGUAGAGAGCAUCGGCCAGUGGCAGACUGCGAUGGAAGCCAUGGGCCUGAUAGCCAUCGUAGUGAAUUGCUACCUGAUUGGUCAGUGCGGUCAGCUACAGCGCCUCUUUCCAUGGCUCAGCCCUGAGAUGGCUAUCAUCUCCAUUGUUAUUCUUGAGCAUUUUGCAAUCCUCCUGAAGUACGUCAUCCAUGUGGCUAUUCCUGACAUUCCUACCUGGGUCAGAGAAGAGAUGGCUAAACUGGAUUAUCAGCGCAGGGAGGCAUUUAAGAAGCAUGAGCGGCAGGCGCAGCAGCACUACCAGCAGCUUCAGAGGAGGAAGAGGGAGGAGGAAGAGAGGCAGAGGCAGGCGGAACAUAUGGCCCGCAGAGAAAGGGAGCGGGAUGAUAGCAAAAGUGACUCCUCUGAUCACCACCACGAAAAAAAUCAUGGCAGCAAAUCUCGUUCUGGGGGUGGAGGCGGAGGGGCCAGCACAUCGGACAAACCGAAGAGGCCCAGCUCCUUGUUGGCCAAUAAUAAUGUGAUGAAGCUGAAGCAGAUCAUCCCACUGCAGAAUAAAUUUUCCUCCAGCGGUGCCCGCUCCCCUCAGUCACCCACUGGCAGUGAGCCCAAACUGCCUGGGUUCUUAAGCUUCAAGUUCCUCAAGUCACCUGAGAAUAAGAAGGAAGGCGCUGCAGCUUCUUCUGCUGGAGCUGCAGCCACUUGCACCACUGCGCCAGCAUCAUCAUCUUCAUCAUCAGGUAGCAGCUCUCAGGAGCGUUCUCAGUCACCCAGUAAGGCCUUCCCUGGGAAGCUGUUUAACUUUGGGAAAUCUGAAGGAGGAGCAUGUGUGAACGGGGCUCCAGUGCCCAGAUCUGGAGAGGGUGCAUCAUCACAAGCAUCAGAAAGACAACCCACCCGGUCCGACUUGAAUGGUGUUCCCGAUGAGAUCCCAUCACCUGGAGGCGAAGGGUCCGAGAACGGACAAAGCGCAGACUUGGAUCAAACUGGUUCUAAAAUUUAGUGGCUCAAGAAAGAGAAAACUUGUCCUUGGUUACAUCUCAACUGAAGAGUUGUGCUUACUCUGAGGCCUGACCUACCUUCUGUGCUGUCACGGGCCACGUGUAAAGGUACGCGAAGCAAAGAAGAAAAGAUGAACCGAUGAAAGAUGACUGUUGUUUGGGUUGUUCUUUUUUUUUCUUCUUUUUUUGCUGAGAGACAAAAAGCAGGCUUUGUAUGACAGAUGUAAGCCCUUCUAUCAUGACCGAAUUAAAACACACACAUACACACUCCCUUACACACAAAAUCUUCCUUGUCUGCAAUACAUGAAGAAAUGCAUGAGCUGCGUUUCUACUAUUUUAAGCCUUUAAAAGCAGAAAGCUUUGUUUCUUGAUUUCUUCAAGUCAGAAGUUGGAAGCAUCUCAGUGGCCUCGCACCAGGAAAUAACUUGUUGUGGAGGAAAUAUAUUAAUAAAUGUACAUGGUGGAAUGAAACAAUUACAGAUUGUAUAUCAAAUAACUAACGAGUGAGUUUUUCUUAACAAUUGAUCAUUAGAUAUGUCUCAUUUUUAAUGGCAAGAAAAAUCUUGGGCCCUUCACUUUUGUAAUGAAGUGGAAAAAUGGAAAAGCAAUAUCAAUUGGUGUUUUAAUAAUUCUUAUCAUCGUCAAAACCCUCCAUUAAUACUCAUCCCUGAUAGAUUACCAGCUUUGCUUUGAAAGCAGAGGUGAUGUCUGAGCUUUCAGCCUUCGUUCUUUUCCUGUGGCAGAUUAGUUGGAAAAUAUAAUAAAGUGUUUGUUAAGUCUAGCUGUCACGAGCAGUAUUUUCCCCAAGAGAAAGUGGAGAUAUACAAGAAAAAGCAAAAAUAAAUAAAAAAAAAAAGUAGCUGGGGGGAAAAAAAAAGCAGAUUGAGGUAAUUUUGAGAAGGUAGAGCAUGGAUGCCGCUUGCGUGCUGUUCUCCAUCCAAGCCCAUAGAGCACCUUGUAAACACAGAUGGUGCUUCAUUCCACACUCUCCAGCCAAAACUGGCAAAUGAGUAUAAAGUUAAAGCAGUGACACUUGCACUAAAACCCAACGAUGCAUCUCUCUUUAGGAGUGAGGUCUGAAACCAGCCUGCCUCAUUACAUUAUGCAAAAGCUGGAUUUUUUCCCCACAUACUUCUUCCCCAGUAUCUUCUCAACCAUCCCUGCUCUCAACAGUUAUUUGAUAAAUGAAUAUUAUUCACAUGGGCUUAUUUGUGUUAUUUUUUUCAUAUUUGGAUUUAUUAUUCUCUUUUUUUUACCUAUCCACCUUUGGCAAAUGGUUUAAAGCAAAGCAGCAACUGUUGAACCAUGAUGCAUUGUAUUCUACAAAAGAUUUAGGCACAAAAAGGAAAAAAGCUCAUGUGCAGUAAUUGGUAGAAGGGGGGGAAAAAUGUAGAAACUAAGUGAAGUCAGUAUUCCAGCUGGGGUGAAGGUAGCAGUGGGUGUUCGGCUAAUUCCCAAAAUGUAUGGAAGGUUGCCUGAUAGUGUUAGGCAGUCACAGAUGGGGUAUUUCUUUCUGAAGUUGCCACAUUUCCUCUGCGGAUUCAAGCUGGGUGUUUUAUCUGUUCAUGUGUCUCUGUGACAAGAUGUGUGGUUAAAAACCCAGACGUUUAAAAGUGCCUAAAACUUUUGCAAAGUACUGUAUUAUAUAUUCUUUAUAUCCUAUUGUAAGUUGGCUCUCUUUCUGUUAAAAAGAAGCCCUCAAGCCCAUCAUCCACCUUCAAUCCACCACUAUUUCACUUCUAGGAUCUCCAGAAGGUGCCAGUUUGUCUGCCUAUAAAAAUAUUGUUAAACCACAUGUUUAAAUUGAGAAUUGACUAUUUACCUAUAACAUUAGUCACUUUUCAUCUUAACACACAGAAAGCUGCAACAUUUGGUUAUCCGGACGCAGUUUAGGCGCACCUUCAAAAGGAAAAUGACAUCACAGUUAUUCGAUGACACACAUGGAGAAGAGGCCAUUGCACUGCACUGUGGGUUGAGACGGAAACAUUUAACUAUGCAUUUCCACCUUUACUUGGCAAGAAUUUUUGGCAAUAAAACUGAGUUGAAGUUGACUUGUAAUACAGUAACUUUAGACUGACAUCGCUACCUGCAUCAUUCCCACAGGCUCUAUGCAUUUUUUCCCCACUCAAUUUUCAGUUUCUCUAUCAGACCACCUGCCUUAUUUACAUUUAUACUGACCCAUAAUUAAAAUAAUUUCAUCCACUGGCUUAUUCGCCUUUAAUUUACAAGCUUAAAACAGAUUUUUUUUUCUGUCGUUUUUUUGUUUCUGAUUUCAUGUUUAAGCUUUACAUGUUGAGUCCAUUUUUCAAACACCUACCUAAAGAGGCAGAAAAAUACUUCACAGACAGGCAAAAAGAUUUAAUGCAAUAUGGAAAUGGACAGAACAUUUAAUGUGAUAUCGUUUUACUGUCAGUCUAGAAUGUGUUGUUUUUGUUAUAUUUGGAGGUCAUUGUUCAAUGUAAAAUGAAAAUUGCAAGGCUGAGAAAUAUCAUAUCCUUGUGUCUGUAUCCUUCACACCAACUAGCACAGAAUUGGGAAAACAGAUUCAGAGAGAUGUAAAUGUUACCUUGUAGCUAGUCACGUUUAAUUUUCUGUAUUUCCAACAUUUGGGACUUCAGGGAUGAAUGUCAUCAUGAUGCAAUAGAGUCCAGUCAUCAUUUGUAAAUUUGUUCAGAUAAGGAAUAAAAAGAAUCCUAACAGAGAGAUCUGGGUAUUUGCUGCUGCAUCAGUUUUGUCUUGCCUUUCUUUGUCAAAUUCCAACUUUUUCAGGUAAAUUUAUCUACAUAAAUUAAAAAAUAAUUUGUCCUUUCACUAAUGGCAGCUGCAGGACAUGGAAUACUGCAGAUCAUUAAAUGAACUUAAUUGAAGUAAAAA